Messenger RNA from Rotaria sordida, 330 nucleotides. The record is from the annotation of a GenBank genome assembly. Lineage: Eukaryota; Metazoa; Rotifera; Eurotatoria; Philodinida; Philodinidae.
AUGUCCACUGAUAGUCAAGUUAUUGAUGUUGCUGAUGGUAGAAAGAAAUUAUAUGGAAUUUUAUUAAUUUGUGCAAUAAAUCUUAGUCAUAAAUCAGUAUUUAAACAAAUAAUUAAAUUAGUUGAAGAAAUACAAACAUCAAAAGCAUCUAUACAAGUAUUAGCUGAUAAAACUUUCAUGAAAGGUGGUGAAUCAUCAGAAUGUGCUAUUCCAGAUUAUAAUUUUAGUGUCCAAGAAAAUGUCAUUGAAUUUUUAAUAGAUAAAAAUAUUAUAUCAAAUGAUAAUGUAUUUUUAAAUGAUAAAAUUUAUUCCAUUUUAAUUGGAAAUUGA